AUGACAGAAGAAGUGAGAGAACCCCCCACUAUCACUGCUUUUGGUUCGGUUCGAACUGUGGAUACGGUUAAUUCGGGACAUUAUAGGCUAUCAAGAAAGACGUCUCUUCAUUAUCAGGACAUUAAAAUUAAAAUUAAAUCGACUAGAAAUAAAUUAUUUAAACAUGACCAGAAUCAACAGAUUAUUAGCACCACCACGCCGGUAAAUUCUCCACCCCCUCCGGAGGAUAGUAGUGCUGCAAAAGCUAUUAGUGUUCCAAAGGUUAGUAUUAAUCCUCCAAAAGUCAACGAGAAAGGGGACAAUGUUAUUAUACUAGGAUCUACGGGGCUAACUGGUUCUCAGGUUUUGAAGGGAUGCAUGGCUCCAUGGACCAGUGGGGUCUUGUAUGAUCUGAAGUUGACCAAGAAUAUCUGGUGUUUCAAUAGAAGACUUAAAACUGUCGACUUUAGCAUAUCGAAGUUACCACCAACAUGGACGGCUGUGGUAAAUUAUGGGGGAGAGCCACAUAUUAUUAGGAAAUAUGACCUUAAAAUAAAGCAGCAUAUCACUGAAAUUGGUAAAUUGGACGGCCUAGAAUUUCAAUGGGAUCAGUUUGAUUGGGAAUUGAAAUUGCCCACUGAUGAAGUGAAGAAUGUCACCGUAAAUGUUUUUCAGAUCAUUCAAAAUGAUUCAAAGAAGUGGGAUAAAACAUUCUCAGAACUAUUCACAGGAAAUCGCAAGCCCCUUAAUGACCGUAUCGAAGUGUAUUUGCCAUCAAUAGAUCAGGUCGAGACUUUAAUAUCUACCCUUGGGUCAAGUUCUUGGGAGUCACGCAAAAUGAAAACUCCACGAUCCUUUGUGGACUACACUUUAAACAUGGAUAUGGCCAAGGUUUUCGCACCAGACCAAAAAAAGAGUUUGAUAAAACAUAUGGUGAUUGUAACAAGUUUCAACAAUUUAGCAUUAGGAGUUUUAAGCCCUUAUUUUAGGACAAAGCAGAAAUUAGAAAACGAUUUAACAUAUGACGUUCCGGGAUUAACGCACUUAACAAUUCUAAGACCCGGUCCACUAAUUGGUCAGCACGGGAAACAAAUAAUAUUAGCACCACAGUUGCCAGUGGGAAGUGGAGUCCUCUACAAGUGCUACGCGUGGAAGAGGUCGCUUCUUAAAGCAAAACUUCACUGGCUUUCUCAAGUGAAAGAUGUGGGCCCAUCAAAAAAAGUCACCGAGUUGAUUGCCAAAGCAACUUACCAUCUACCAGGCAAUUGGAUAGUAGGCUAUUCCAUCCCCUCUUCAAAAGUCGCUCGAAUAGCGGCAAAAGAAGCCAUGACUAAACGUAACUUAGCUCGCAAUGACUCUGAUGCCUUGGUUGUUGAAGUUACACUUUGGUCCAGCCAGGAAAUGGAUCGCGCCCUAUCAGGAUCUGUAGCCUUGUGA
Molecule: messenger RNA, 1416 nt
Organism: Eremothecium cymbalariae DBVPG#7215
Lineage: Eukaryota; Fungi; Ascomycota; Saccharomycetes; Saccharomycetales; Saccharomycetaceae
Gene: HIM1
Product: Him1p
Exons: 1
Coding region: 1-1416 (471 amino acids)
Source: RefSeq, a predicted model, not a curated record